Messenger RNA from Porites evermanni, 7337 nucleotides. Lineage: Eukaryota; Metazoa; Cnidaria; Anthozoa; Scleractinia; Poritidae. The record is from the annotation of a GenBank genome assembly.
AUGAAACCGGGUCCAGUUAUAGGGCCGUUUGUUUUUACCUAUUGCGUGUUACAAAGCGUUUUUCAGUACUUUACAGGAAAAUUUAGUGAAAAAAGGUAAGAAAGUAGUUAGUCGCUUUUUUUUUGAAGACAAAGUAUUUCUUUUUUCGCGGUUAGAGUUAACAUCAAUUUCAAGGCCAACUGAGAUGAGACGCAUGUUGGUCAGUUUCAAUAAUGCAACGAGGACAACUUACUAAAAAGCUUAAACAGUAGAAAGAGAACAACUAUUCAUGAAACUGUCGACAGAAAAAAGAAAUAGAGAAAAAAAUGAACAGUUUUAGACAUUUCUUGUGCUAACUUCUGGGCUAGUUGAAAUAAAAACGCACUUCGUGAACUAGGGAAUUUUGUUGCUUUACCUCUUACAAAAUCACAAUUUAAUAUUUAGAAACUUGUUUCUAUUUCAGAAAGAUCGUUUAACUUUCGGUAAAAUAUUAUUUUUUACUUUUUGGUAUUUACUGUAAGUUGUCUGUUUUGGAAAACAAAAACAAAUCGUCCAUGGCAACCGUUUGUAACAAUCUUGGUGCUGACCUAAAGGAACGUAGUGUUUGCAGGAGUCCGGCUUCACUUUGGUCAGCAGCUGAGACGCAGCGUCGUUCCCAGUCGUCCUCGGUAAUUUUCGUUUGUGACGUCAUCUGUCAGUCUUGUCGGAAUAUCGCGCUCCGUUCCAAGCCUCCUCGUUUUACUUGGAGGGCACGAACUAGCCUGGGGACGAUGCUAGCUGAAGCGUGAAACAGGAGUGCGCGUGCUGCCUCACGCAAGCAAAUAACUGAUAACCGAAUUAAUUUUCAAUGAUUUUCACUUUCUCAGUGAGAUUACAAGACAUUUUGAGUGCGUUAAAUAUUGUAUUCGAAACUUAAGCUAUUUUAUAUGAAGUAUAAUCUGUAGCUAAUUGUGUUUUAUCUAUUUUUAUCAUCAGAGGUGUUUCAACGGGUGAAUCUGAAAUUAAAGAAGUCUGUAAAGAAGUAACUGUAGAACCAGAGAAAAAACAAGAGGAAAGUCAAAAAGUAUGUUUACUGCAUGUUAGUUAUGAACAGCCUACUUUAAGAUAUUCUUGCAAACAUGUUUUUGUGCCAUUUUUGAUUGUGAUGUGGGCCUGUCUGCAACGAGGCUUAGAAAUAUUGACUUUUUUCUUUAAUAUUUACGAAACGAACACAAGAAGUAAACAAAAUAAUUAUGAAAGCAAUCGAUAUCAGUUUCUGUUAACCUUAUGUUUAGCUAAUAACCUACAUUUUUAGCAAAAACUGUACAGUUGACUGUCUUUUACGGAGCGCAAACGACGACUUUCAGCUAGAAGGUUUUCAAGGCCUUUUUCAGCUGUUACAGAAAUCUCUGGUGCACAAGCUGAAAAAUUCUUUGAAUGUUGUUUAUAUUUAACUCAGUCACAACUAAAAAUGUAUUAAUUUUGUAUUUGGGGGCCACUAGUUAUUCUGUUGAAGUACUGUCCCGUGUUACCGCCCUCGUUAAAUAAAGUUGAUUAUUAUUGAAGUUGAUUAUUUGUGCAAUAGACUCGAGAAGAAAAUGUAAAAGAGAGAACCACAGGAUUAAGUAAGCAGUACCUUGUUUGAAAGCAUAUCAUUUAUUUUCUACCCUCUCUUGAACUUUCAUUAACAAAACUAUAUACCUUCAAGUUAUCAUAGUAAAACGCCAAGUCCUGUUCAAGACUCCUUUCAUAGUCAUAACUUAUUUCAUCCAUCUUGAUUGAUUAGUGCCCUGUAAAACGAAGAAGAUCAGAAGAAAGCAACUUAGAGGAUAUUAAGAGAAAGAAAAAAAGAAGGUCGAUCUCUUUAUACAAUCUCAAAAGCAUCUUUACCAUUGGAGAGGGAGCCUUUGGAAAGGUAAGGGACUGUCAGAGGGAAUAAACAGUUAUCUCAAACAAUUCGUAAAAUCUCAUAUUAAUGUUAUACAAAAUUUUGAGUAAUUAAGGCGGAUCAACGCGCUACAAUGAGCGGCGAGGAUCUCAUUGUCAGAAGUGGGGAUUCAUUAAUUAGUCGAUAAAUUAAUUAACCCAUUCGCCCCUGAACCGCCUGUAACCGCCCGUGCGGAUCCACGUCCUUUCUACCCUUUGUGACAUCAUCAGUUUUAACGGUCAAGGACAACUUUGUCCACUAACUUGUGCAGAGUGAAGAGAUCUUUCAAACCAUACCAGAAUGAGCACAAUUCAGUCAAGGACACCGGAGAAAGAAGCAAAAAACCAUGUGACAUUGANACAAUUCAGUCAAGGACACCGGAGAAAGAAGCAAAAAACCAUGUGACAUUGACCUGAAAAUCUCCAUGAAAAUCUUGUUCCAUUGCUCACCUACCUUUCCCUUCACCUAAUCCUAAGAUCCUAAAAGCUUUCCUAAAAACUCUUCCCACCAAAACGAAGCCUACUAAAUGCCCAGCAAGAGAAGAAAAAAAAUUAGGCAAGAAAAGCGAAAAAAGAGGGGAGGAGAGAAAGCGAAAAGUAAAAGUCAAGACUGCCGUGUCACUUUUAAACCCAAAAACUCUCGAAAUUUUGCUUUCUGCGCAUGCCCGAACUUCGCAAGCUGAUAUUUUGCAUCUGGAUCAGGAGGCCGCAAAGUGUACGACCAGUCAACCGGUUUGUGGUAAGUUUUAGCUCUUUAUAGCACAACAGUGACCAGAAAACCACUGGUUGAUAUCUGGGAAUAAUUUUCGAGCAAGGGAGUAACAUGAAGUUCUUUCGAACCCCACUGGGAUUGAACUAAAAAAGGUCGGUAAGACCACGCCUAUCAACCGCUCCAUCUGAAAGCGUGUCCUAUUCCAAAAUAUCUGUCAAUUUUUUUAUAGGUUCGUCUUUGUGAGGACCGUCGCACCAAGAGGCCAUACGCGGUAAAGCAGAUCUUAGAACCUGACCCAAGCAGUGUGGAGGAGAAAGUAUUGAGCCUCGCCUCCUCAAGUCCUUUCAUAACAAGACUUUGUGAAGAGGUUGAGAACCCGGUAUGAUACUUUUAAAAUUUUCUAAGAACAUUUUUAAUCCUUCGCAUCACCGCUUAAAAACCCGACACCCUCCCUCUCGGUACAUGUGAAGCAAAGAUGAGCGCCAGUUAAAGCAAGUGGACAUUUGAACAUCUUGACGAUCUUCCAGGAAAAUAGGGGAAUGUAAUGCUUCCGAUAGAAUUUGUAUAGAUAAUAGCAUGAUUUGUAGUGAUAUUUGGCAUAAAUACCGUGAGUGAUAUUUCGAAAUUCUUAUACGUAAUUUCACCAGCCCUUUAGCGAGUGAAUUUUUGAGACAAUUUUGAAAUAAUUAUCUCGGAUGGUAUUUACACUAAAUAUCACGUACAAAUUAUGUUAUUAUUUGUUUAUACUACUACCCGCAAAAGUUUUGUAAUUAUCACAUGUAGGUAUUUCAAAUUAAGCUGAAAUACCACUGCUCUAAGCCAAUAAAACUGCAGAAAUUUCUCACGUAGUAGUAUAAGGUGUAUUAUACCUGUGCUAUUUUUGAAAUGGCUACACUGUGCGUUUCUCUCUGUGUCUCAUUAUUCUUACUUAGUUUAGUCAAUAACGUAAAAAAAGUAUGUUUUGGGUCAACUAAUAAUUUCUUCGUAUGUUCAUGUUAAAGUAUCCAGGACAUUUUAUUAUCUUGGAAUAUAUCGAUGGAGGAGACCUCGGAACAGACUUAAGUCACGAAGGAUGGUAUAGCGAACCUCAAACAAGGUAAUGAUACUUCUAUCAAAGUUUUCGAGCAACGUUUAACAAAACAGUCGCUAAAGUGACAGUGAGAUAAAACAGGACAGAAUUUAUCACAUUUGGUCAAGUUUUGCCGUUGAACCGAAUACCAAGUAAAGAUUUAGUAAUGUACGUGUUAUUGGGACUGGGUUAAAAUCAUCGUAAAUUACUCCGCUUGACACCACUGAUCUUCAGUUUAAUAACGACUGGUUCUAUCAGUUGAGUUCUACUCAAUAACCUUACAAAGUUCAACUGAGGAUGCACCAAUCAGCAAAAAUAAUAAUUCUAUCGAAAGAUUAGUGAUCGAAACAGGCCUUCAUCUCACAUACGCUUAGCCAGUUCAACACAGCGUUAAUUGCAGUUUUUUAAGGAAUUGUACUAUGCAACCAUCAGCUUUUGUGAGCUCAUUUAAUCUUGGUAGUGAGACGUAGUAUAUUAAAACAUCCUAUUACUCGUUGUUUCUUAGGUUUUACUCAGCUGAAAUCAUUGCCGGGUUGGAAUUUUUGCACCGAAAAGGUGUCAUUCACAGGUGAGUAGAAAUACGAAAAGUACCUGAAAUCCACACUUGGACAUUAGUCUCGAUCACUUCAAAGUAUAUAAUAUGGCAAAUAUAAAAAAGCAAUGGAUUGACGCUGUCGAACCUUUUUAGUCUAGCGGCCUUCUAAACCGCGGCCACCAGUUACCAACAUCGGGGCAGAAAAAAUUUUUAAUCUCGAUCACUUCAAGGUACAUAAUAUGGCAAAGAUAAAAAAAAGCAAUGGAUUGACGCUGUCGAGCGUUAAUUUAGCGGCCUCCUAAACCUCGGCCACCGGUUACCUACAUCGGGGCGGAAAACAAUUUUGAGCUGUAAAUCACUGUAAAGAGAAGGUAAUAGCUUGCUGGAUCAUUUUGUAUCAUCACGACAGGGCUCAGCGUUCUGCACAGUCCUUGCAUGUGUGAAGAAAGUUGAUUUUACUAUUAUGCGGCUAUUUAUCCCUUUCCCGAGAGCAGCAGCUUAAGAGAGGUUUGAUUGUGGUUAACUCUGGUCACCCUGAAUAUUAUAUCGCACCACUUUUGGCUCAGUUUACUUAUCAAUCAAUGUCUCUAAUAUUUGUGUAAUUUUUAUUCAUCGUAUGUCAGGGACUUGAAACCUGAAAACAUUUUGUUGACCAGAGGAGGGCACAUUAAAAUCAGCGAUUUCGGGUUGUCCGCUAUCAUCGACUCAGUUAGAGAAGAAAAGAUCACCAACCAAGAAUAUAUCGGGACACCUCUUUACAUGGCUCCUGAGGUAAACCUUGAAACGGUAGAUUAAAAAGAAUUUGUUUCAGCCACAAAGAGCUGGUUAAACCCCGUGAAGAACCAAGUUUUUAAAUCAGCUCGUCGUGUAGCUACUUGGUCAAUAUCUAUUCUAUUCCAAUCUGGGACCCAUUUCAGAACCACCGUCUAAAAUAUCCCCAGGAAAAUUGGACAGGGCUCUAACAAGGACAGGCUAAUUAGAUACUGUUGAGGCGGUGCUCUGCCUUUCACUCACUUAAUCAGUGCUGAUAUCAAUGCUAAAACAAAUCUUUACACAGGCUAUGAACUAUCGUGUUUUCUUGGACGAGAUAUAUACUUUAAUGUUAUCUACACAGGAAGAAGGAAGAUCCGUUCAGUUUCCCAAAGCUGACUUUACAUUAUAUCCACUCAUUAACACUAAAUCACCAACCUCAUAGUAAGAGCUUUUGCUAAGGAGAAGCUGGGAUUGUUUUCAUGGAAUAACAUCUUAUCGUGCUGGUGUUAGCUUAGUGCAAGGUGUUGUUUGUUGCAGAUUAUUUUACUUGACCCGUACGACUCAUGUGUGGACUGGUGGGCUCUUGGAGUCAUGGUGUUUACGAUGCUCACUGGAAUGGUUUGUAUUUUAUGUGAUUUUGUUCUUAACACGAAAAACGAUGAAAUCGAACAUAGGAUGAGACAGGGUGUAGUUCGGUGUAAAGGGUAAAGCGGUUAAACCAGGAUACUAGAGCAUGCCAAUGUGAUCCUCUGUACUUCGAUUUAAAAUGUCAUACCAUGGUAAAAACGAGUAGGGGAUCUAUGACGAUAUAGUUUGUGGUCUUUUAUGAUUAAAUUGAGAANAGAGCAUGCCAAUGUGAUCCUCUGUACUUCGAUUUAAAAUGUCAUACCAUGGUAAAAACGAGUAGGGGAUCUAUGACGAUAUAGUUUGUGGUCUUUUAUGAUUAAAUUGAGAAGACGAUGAUAAUAUUGGGAGCGACGCAUAACGACGACAGGGGGGAUAGCGUUUGUUAAAAAGGGGAAUCGCGCUGUUUCAAAAUUCAUCGCUCUUUUUUUUCAUGUCGUUCAAUUGCCAGAUGUUGUUGAAUUUGUCUGGAACUUUAUUUGUGUUCACGUCCUAAAACGUCAAAUCAGGAAAUUCCUCGUCGUGGUCGGCGUGCAACGACGUCAGCGAAAUGUUUUGCUCAAUGAAACCUAUUGCUUUUUGCCGUUCUCGUCGCUUUCGUUGUUGUCGUUACUUAAGUUGCCGAUAUGAUGGUGAUCUUUGAAAUUGACAAUUUCAUCCUUUGUGUUUACAUUUUAGAUGCCGUUUGAUGCUGAAUCGGAGGAUGAGUUAUUCGAUUUGAUCGUUUCUGAAAACCCACAGCAACCGGACAAAGCCACAAUGGCUGAGCUUUCCACCGACGCCAUCGAAUUGUUUCUACAUGUAGGUGUCAGAUACAUGAACCAGUUUUCGAGGCAGAGACAGGUUUCAGGUUGUCGUCAGAUAAAAUUCGACCUGGUGAAAUGCAAGUUUAAUUUCUAGUUACUCUCGACUUUUGUCGAUGAGUGACAUUAGAAACAACGCUCCAGUGUAACGAGCUAAAUUAUUGAUUAGAUACAACUUUGCGCGAUUAAGUUUAAUUUAGUGUAUUUCAGACGAACAAAGGUUGUCUGUUACCUUUCUUUGUUACAAUACACGUACCUAUUAAUUCUAAGUCAAUAACAAUAGAGGCAACACUUUUGACCGAAGCUCAAGCCCCCUGGGACCCGUUUCUCCAAAGUCCCGAUAAUUAACAGACCCGUAAAGCUGUACUUGUUUUCAUGCAAGAUAGAGGUUUCAAUAGUUUUGCAUCUAACAUGAUGAAACUAUCAGUUAAUGAAACAAAAUGGAGCAGUUUGUAAGCCAGGACCCGCGCUCCUAUUCUUUAUAUUUCGAUGUGAAAAUUUGAUUUCGGGCCCGAAACGUUACCGGGACUUUCGAGAAACGGGCCCCUGGACGGGUUGUCCCUAUAAUGGCUCCACCCGAAAGGGGUACCCUUUUCAGGCUUCAGGAAUAUGAAAGGGUAGGGAUUUCACUAAAUGAUGGAAAGAGUAGGCAAAUCUGUUCUAUGUUCCGAUGAGUGGAAACUACAAAUAUCAGACUAAAUCCAAGCCAACGUUGACUUCUGUUACGAAGUACCAUAAAGACAUAACAUUUCAAUAAACAAAAAUCUCUAAGUUCAUUUCAAAUACCGAUAUUACAAGACAUCUUACAUUUUUUUAUGUUCCCAGUUACUAGAGAAAUAUCCGCAAGACCGUCUUGGAUAUAAAGGAGGCGAUUAUCCCUCCAUCAGAGAUCAUGCUUUCUUUGACGGCUUUGACUGGGACAGUCUGGAGGCUUUGGAAAUUGACCGUCCACCUUGA